AUGGCCUCGACAUCUUCUGAGCGCCGAAGGAAGGCUGCCAAGGGCGUCAGCGAUGCGGAGGACUCCUCUGGCCGGGCCGCGCGCUUAAAAGCUGCAGAGGAGGCAGCUGCGCAGGCGGUCCAGGCGGCGCGGCAGGCGGCGGCGGCUGCAGAGGAGGCGGCAAGGACCGCGCGGGUGCUGAGGGAGGAGAUUGCAGCAGAGAAGGAAGAAGAGGAGCUGGAGUAUGAAGAAGGAGAGGAGGAGGUCAAGAGCCCGCGCCGGAGGUCUCCAUCUCCGCCAGUCCGCAGGCGUGGCCGCGUUCAAAGAAUCAGCGCGGCGGCGGCCAAGGCGGCGGUGGUGGCCGCGGUCGCGGCGGCUGGCGAGGAAAGGGCCGUGGCGGCGGCCGCGAUGGUGGACGCUGUGGCGAUACCUGCCACAAUUGUGGCCAGGAGGGCCACUGGGCAAGAGACUGCCCUCAUCCACGGCAAGACAGAGAUGGUGACCGUGAUGGUGGCGGUGACCGCGGCGGCGGACGGGGCAGAGGCCGUCGUGGCGGCGGCCGCGGUGGCAAUCAAGGCCAGCACGCUGGUGGCCGAGGGGGCGCAGGCGGCGGUGACGGCGGCCACAAUGGCCGUGUGCAGUAAAUCGACCUCAGUCUGGAAAGAGAGAGAGAAAAAUUGUGGGGAAACAAGCUUGAUGGAAAGGCUAGCAAAGAAACACACCCCUGGGUUAUCUAUAUACGAGACCUUCACUGUGGCCCUGCACCAGCGGCAGAAGACUGCUUUGCAGAGGAUUAGGGUUAUCUUUACCACUGUGAUGUUUGUUGUCCUGUUGAAAAGACGAGCAGUGGAGAUGCAACGUAACGUGGCCUCUUCUUCAGGCGUGAUAGCAAGAAGCAUGAAUAAGAACGAGUCCAUAAGGAUCAUAAUGGAAGAACAACUAGAGGUGCAGAGGCACCUCCAGAAGAGGCUUGAAGCCCAGCGGAAGUACCUUCAGUCCAUCCAGGAGAAAGCAUACCAAGCGGUCAGGCCCACUGCGCCACGUGGCCCGCAGGUCAGAGCCGUCCCGGACAAAACCGAGGCCCUGUGCAAAGUUUAA
Molecule: messenger RNA, 1077 nt
Organism: Miscanthus lutarioriparius
Lineage: Eukaryota; Viridiplantae; Streptophyta; Magnoliopsida; Poales; Poaceae
Source: the annotation of a GenBank genome assembly